Solanum verrucosum is the source of this 1616-nucleotide messenger RNA. RefSeq names its product MLO-like protein 4. Gene Ontology annotation, biological process: defense response. The coding region runs from base 12 to 1586 and encodes 524 amino acids. The transcript is spliced from 15 exons. Gene Ontology annotation, cellular component: membrane. NCBI's taxonomy places the organism in Eukaryota, Viridiplantae, Streptophyta, Magnoliopsida, Solanales, Solanaceae. The record is from RefSeq and is a predicted model, not a curated record.
UAUUAGUCAAGAUGGGGAAUUUCAAAGGAGCGUCCUUUGCUGAAACACCCACAUGGGCCGUGGCAACAGUCGUAGCUGUUCUGGUGAGCAUUGGUUUCUUGAUCCAUGAAAGUUUGAAGAAGUUUGGAAAGUGGUUGCAUAGGACAAAGAGGGAACCUCUUUAUGCUGCAUUAGAGAAAAUCAAGGAAGAGCUUAUGGUUUUUGGACUGCUAUCACUGCUUAUGGGUCAUUGGAUCGUUUAUGUUGCAAAGAUUUGUGUCAAAACUUCAGCCGUGAGCAGCCACUUUUAUCCAUGUUCUCCGCCAAGAACCAAGACGCAGUCAGCAAUUACGAGAUUUGCAUUAUCAGGUUCUUCAUACUCGAAUUUCUCAACAUCAAGGCUACUGUUAAGCAGUGGACAUGAAGAUUAUUGUCCUGAGGGUCUCCAAUCGUUUGCUUCAAAGGAGAGCCUAGAGCAGCUCCAUCGCCUUUUGCUUGUCCUUGGUGUUAGCCAUGUAUCUUAUAGCUUUUUCGCCAUUGCCCUGGCAAUGAUCAAGAUAUAUAGUUGGAGAACAUGGGAGAACUAUGCCAAGUCAAUGGCUCUUCAAAGACUUGAAGGUUCUGAAGAAGCUGUCCCAAACAAGACAAGAAUGGGGCGUCUAUCAACUUUUACUUUUCACCAAACCACUCAUCCAUGGAGCCAGCACAGAGCUCUUGUUUGGCUGCUUUGUUUCAGCCGCCAGUUCUGGAGUUCUAUAAAUGAAGCUGACUACAUGGCUUUGCGCUUGGGCUUUAUUACUACUCAUCAGCUGCCAUUAACUUAUGAUUUCCAUAAGUAUAUGCUUCGAAGCAUGGAGGAAGAAUUUCGUGAUAUUGUUGGCAUAAGUGUUCCACUAUGGAUUUUCGUCAUAAUUUGUGUAUUUUUAAGCUUUCAUGGCACAAAUAUCUACUUUUGGAUCUCCUUCUUUCCAGCUAUUUUGAUCCUUUUGGUUGGUACCAAGCUUCAUCGCGUGGUGGUCAAGCUGGCAGUUGAAAGCAUGGACAGUAGUCCAUUGGAAGGAUUUCAUCAGUUUAACCUAAGAGAUGAGCUCUUCUGGUUUGGGAAGCCUAGGUUUCUGCUGCGGAUAAUACAAUUUGUAUCAUUCCAGAAUGCAUUUGAGAUGGCAACAUACAUAUGGUCACUGUGGGAAAUUAAGGGAUCUUCAUGUUUCACAGACAAUUACACAUUUCUCGUGAUUCGCUUGUCAUUUGGGGUUGUUUCUCAAUUCUGGUGUAGCUUUGUCACAUUUCCACUCUAUGUUAUUGUUGCUCAGAUGGGUUCGAGAUACAAGAAGACCAUCGUUUCAGAGAACGUUAGGACUUCACUACAUGGAUGGCGACACAAGGUGAAAACCAGAUUAGAAGGUUCUGUUGUUUCUCCAGAAACAUUGUUAGCAACCACAUCAUUAGACUCCAUGGCGGAGGAUGAGGUACAUCAAAUUCAUACCAUUGCUACUAUCAGCACAGAGGUGUUUGAUGAGACUCUUAAGCAAAGUAAUACCAAUGAAAUCUCAGAAUGUGAUGAGUUACAUAUUCCACUUUCUCCUAGAAAUCAAGGAGAGGAUUGAUCAAAACAAUGAUGAGAUGAUAUAGUUUCG